UCUGCCGCUGCCGCUGCCAGCAGCAGCAGCAGGAGCAGCAUAUUUCCUUCCACCACCACCACCACCACCGUCACUGCUGCUGCUGUGCGUUGCCGUCCCUCUCGAAACCUCGCGCACCGCGUGCGGCGGCGGGGGGCGUGUCUGCCUUCCACGUCGUCCUUUGGGGCGGCGGGCGAAAAUCUCCUACCACGAGUUCGCACCGAGAUCUGCGCUCCGGUUCCGGCGGCGGCGGCGGGGUAGGAAGAAGAAGCCACUCCUCCUCCUCCUCCUCGGCCGACGGCACUGCUGCUUCUACGGGUCUUGACGACUCCUACUCCUCACCGCCUUCACAGCUGCCUGCCAAGCGCAAGCGCGUGUCCUCGCCCAGCCCGGAACAGCAGCAGCAGCAGGUGGCGGUGCCGGAUAGCUGCGAGCUCGCAGCGGCAGCGGAGGCAGGAAGGGUCGGCGAGGACUUGGUUGUUGGGGGACUCCCUCCCGCCCGCAUGCCAAGGGCGGACCUGUUGGCGGAGCCCUCUGCUGCUGCUGCAGCAGGUUCGCCGUUAACGAGGGGAAAGGCCACGGCAACGACGACAACGGGGGCUUCCCCUAGCCCCAGCCGCCUCAGCGGCGGCGCCAGCAGCAGCAGACGGCGAGCGGGGGGAUCGAUAGGCCGAGCAGGAAGCAACAGGCUGUUACAUGGCAUGGCCCCAGAGGCCGGGAUCGGCGGCGGAAGUAGCAGCACCGAUAACUCUCCCAGGAGGCCGUCUGCCGGGAGGGGCGUGGGCGGGGCCGGGGGCGGCGGCAGCACCGCCGUAGGCGCAGCCGGCAGGGGGGGGAAGGGGAAGGGGAAGGCCAGGCCAAGAUCGGUCGUCGUCGCAAGUAGCACCUCUGCGAGCGCUACGGCCAACGGCGGCGUCGCCACUGCUGCAGCAGCUGGUACCUCGGGGAACAGCGGUGGUGGUGGUAGCAGCAGGAGCCAUGCCGGCGGCGGAGGGGGGAUUGGUAGGACGGACGGGGGGGGUAUGGGAGAGGGAGAGGAGGGGAGAGAUGGGAACGCAGGAGCAGCGGCGACUGAGGAUCCGAAGGCUGCCCGCAUAGAGCAACUGCGGAAGUUGACGAAGAACUGCCUGGAGGAGAACAUGUCGGACACGGCCGCCUACUACGCGGACAAGCUGGUGACCUUCUCCAACUUCGAUCGAGAAGCCGUGCUCCUUCUCGCAAAGGCACAAUUUGCUUGCGGGGCGUACCUCCGCACUGUGCACCUGCUGGCCCAGCACCGCCUGCUGGACUACGCGGACAAUUUCGGCCUCAGGGCGUGCCACCUGGCUGCGAGAAGUCUGAGGGCGGCAGAGAAGACGGAGGAGUCGGUGUCUCUGCUGGAGAAGGUUUUGGGUCACAGCGACGACCACGCCGUGGAGGUGAAGGCCAGGGCUAAGGUGGCGAGAUCGGGGGUUCCGGCGGCGGUUCCCGGCGCGAACGGCGCCGAUUCGGGAGCCGGGGCGGCGGAAUGCCCAGCACCGGGAGUAGAUGUGCUCGCCGCUCUUUGCUGUCUGAGGGGACAGGCGUACGCUUACCUGGACAACCGGCCGAGGGCGGCCGUGUGGCUCCGGACCGCGCUGGAGAUCGACGCUCGUUGCGUGGAGGCUCUGCAGUGCUUGACACGAUGGCACCUGCUGAGCAUCGACGAGCAGGCUUCGUUGGUGUCCGGCUUGGAGUACGGAGAGGAGCAGCAGGAGAGCUGGCUGCACUUCUUGUUUAAGUCGCAGAUUAACCGACCCCCGGGCUGCAGGGCAAAGGUGUUCGGGGACUUGAAUCGCGUCGGUCUCGGAGGCAACCUGGACGUGCUAGCCGCCAAGGCAGAGUGCUGCUACGAGCAGAACGACGCCCAGCAAGCGCUUGAGAUCUGCAGACAGGUGUUCCGGACCGACCCGCACAACUCGGCGUGUCUCCCGGUCUACCUCGCGGCGAUGGUGGAGCUGAAGAUGAAGAGCCAGCUGUUCUACACGGCCCACCAGCUGGUGGAAGCGGGGCCGAAGCAGGCGGUCUCGUGGUUCGCCGUGGCCUGCUACUAUCACCUCCUGGACAAGAACGAGCUGGCCCAGCGCUACUUCCUCAAGGCGACUAAGCUGGACGGGAGAUUCGCGCCGGCGUGGAUCGGUUUCGGGAACGCCUUUGCCGCCCAGGAGGAAACUGACCAGGCCGUCAGUGCCUACCGCACGGCGGCGCGUCUGUUCCAGGGCUCUCACCUAGCGCUGCUCUAUAUCGGAAUGGAGUACGUUCGAACCCACAACUUGGCACUGGCGAGAAACUUCUUGAUGGGGGCGUUGGCGCUGUCUCCGUCCGACCCGCUCGUGCUAAACGAGGCCAGGGAACGGUUCGGGAAGGUUCUGAGCAUCGUCGAGGGGCUAUCCUCUCAGGAAUCCUUCUCCACGAACGAGCCGUGUGCGGGCCUGGAAGAGCUCUUCUCUAAGACUAGCCUCGACGCGAACGGCAACAUCGUCGAAGACAACAGCAGCGGCGAUCGUGGUCAGCAUCAACAGUCUCGAGGCGGCGGUGUUUUACCCGGGGACGACGGGGCUCAGUUCACCCCGGGUUUGUCGCCGCGAUCGGGCCGCAACGGCGACGGGGACAGCAGCAGCGUGGGGACCCCGUACGGCGGUAGCGGCAGGGGGGGCGAGGGGGGGGACCGGUCGUUCAGCUUCGGCGCAGAGACCCCCCGCACCCCUCGAGAUAGCGGUGCCGUCGCCGCCGCUGCCCAAAGCCCGCUGCUGGCAGAGAGCAGCAGCUCGAGGAUGAUGAUGGGGGGUUAGCGGCUGGACGGGGAGGAGAG
Ectocarpus sp. CCAP 1310/34 is the source of this 2809-nucleotide messenger RNA. The record is from the annotation of a GenBank genome assembly. Lineage: Eukaryota; Phaeophyceae; Ectocarpales; Ectocarpaceae.